CUGCUGUCAUUUAGUAUUAUGACAUUUUUGUAAUGUUUAUUUUUCACAAUUUUUUAUUGUAUGUUUAUUAAUACGGUCCGCGUAAAUCUAUUUCAGGAUGAAAUGCAAUGAAUUCGAAAAAAGUAAAUCUCGCCACAUGAACUUGGACAACUUGGAUAAAGCAUUGCACGAUCUAGGUAUGUUAAGCGCAAUAACUGAGGCUCGUCGAGACUAUUUACGAGAGUCAAAAGCAAAUUUUGGAGUGAUGCGAUUCAACACGCGCUAUGUGUCCAACGUCACCGUAGGAUAUUGUAUGAAAAGAGCGACGAACAAAAACAGACUGUGUCCGUAUGUUUUGCCCGUCAGACAUAGAACGAAGAGUGAGAACUCGGACGCAAUAGUUAACGACGGAAACGACUCAGGAUGCGAACACAGAAACAGUUUGCUGGAGCCGUCCACGAGUGGAUACGGUAAUCACGAGUGCGUCAAAAGUCCCGCGAAGCGCUGCCAGUCGCUAGAAAAUCUCAACUUGUCUGUAGAACCCCAAGCUGGUCCAGAGACAUCACCAGAAAUGGAGUGUGUGUCAACUCGCAUCCAGAAACUUCAAGUCGAUGAAUGACAUAGCCACAUCACAACCCAGUCUAGUGUUGUGACACCAAUGGAUGAUGCCGUCACCAAGUGAUGGACUGUUAGAAUGUAGAUGUAGCAUUGAAGUGAUUUAAUGGAUGUUGGUGAUAUAUUUUUCAGUGUAUGUACAUGUGGAUGAGGGCCCCCUUACAAAGUUUUGAAAACAGUAACAGGAGUGCCCACAAUCUUAUUUAAAAUAAUUUAUUUACUUAACUGUGUGCUGGUAUGUUGUCAUAAUAUGCUAAUUAUUAUUGAAUAAUUGUCAAUAUUUUAUUUAAAAUAUUAUUUAUGUGUGUGCAAGUGCUUCCUAGUGGUGACAUGUAGUAACAUGCUGAAGGAAUUUCAAUAUAAAUUGAAUAUUAUGGUGUGUUAUGUUUGAAAAAUAGAUUAUUUUUAUUUACUGCUGGCUUUACAAACAGUGCAAUAUAAAAUGCAUUAGUAAGGGGGAGAGUGUAGAUUGUUAAUGUCCCUAGUUCCUUGUGUGAUUUAAUAAUAUUGCAUGUAUGACACCCAUUAGCAGUAAGUAUUCUAUGUGUAGCUAUUGUCAUUAAAGAUUUAAGUAUAUUUAAAUUGCUCAAAAUUCUUAAUGGGUACAAAUUGUGGAUAUGACACCAAUUAUUUUGUGUCUCUGUUAAUAUUUGUCAUGGUUUGUUGAAGCAGCAGUUUAUUAUUUUAUAGUUACCUAAACUGAAUACCACCUAAGUGUUUGUUGAGAACAAAUAUUUUUUUGUCUAAGUCACAGAUGCACUUUAGUACAAGUCUAUAUUUACAUGUAUAUAAAUUAUCUACUAAAUAUGCUUGUAAUAUUUUAAAUACUAGUGUAUAUCUUGCAUUGUUGUCUGUAUGAAUUACUAUAAAAAUAUUUCAUGUUUUAAUCUAUAAUCUUUCUAGAUAUCAUAUUUAAUUUGAACCUAUUCAUCUGUUUAAGUGUGAUUAAGUACAAAAUCUCUGAACAUAAACAUUCACUUUUGCCUAUUAGAACAUAACAUAGUAGUAUUUCCUUUCAAAUUAUAAAUCAGUACUUUAACAAUGUUAAAAUACCUGUACUUUAUAAUUAUUGCUAAUUAUUAAAAUAUAAUAUAACCAUAACAGAAGCAACUAUUAUGUUAAUUUAAAAAACUAAAUAGAUUAAAUAGGUAAGAAAAUAGAAUAGUUUAUUAUAUAAUCACAAAAAAUGGUCAAUAACAAUUUGUAUGUACACACAUUAUUAUUUUUGUAUGGAUGUCAAAAUUAUUGUCAUGUUAUGUAAUAAAAAAACAAUAGUUUUAAUAACCCAUAUAACAUGCCCUAUUCUAAAAUUUGUUUAAAUUCAUAAAAUAAAUCGGAAUAUGUCACCAAGUUAAGAUAUCUUUACAACAUAAAAAUGUGAUGUAAAAUAUUUAUUCUUUAUCAUUAAUAUACCUAUUUUUAACUAUUUGUAAACAAGAAAAGUCACACUAAAGUAUUAAAUCAUCCCACUUCAAAAUAUAUUUGUAAAUUCAACAUAGUUUAUUCAAAUUUUUUCGAGUAUAUCAAAUAAAGUAUUAUUAAUAACUAAGCCUGUAUAAUUAAAAUUUACACAUUAAUAAGACUGUAGAAGGAUCUCAUGUCAUUCUCAUUAUUGGAAAUAAAUGCAUGUAAAUAUUUUAGUUCAAAAAAGGGCAAUGUGUUCCACAAUCUAAUUUUCGCUUUUGUGACUUAGCCAUAGAUACAUAUGUUUGUUAACAUAUUUUGUUAUUUUUUUUCUUUUUUAAUAACAAAUAUUUG
Messenger RNA from Achroia grisella, 2352 nucleotides. RefSeq lists its product as uncharacterized. The record is from RefSeq and is a predicted model, not a curated record. NCBI's taxonomy places the organism in Eukaryota, Metazoa, Arthropoda, Insecta, Lepidoptera, Pyralidae. The transcript has 2 exons. Bases 98 to 598 code for a protein of 166 amino acids.